This is a messenger RNA of Betta splendens (Siamese fighting fish), 1015 nucleotides long. It is a transcript of the gene s100z, whose product is annotated as S100 calcium binding protein Z. The transcript has 2 exons. The coding region runs from base 156 to 458 and encodes 100 amino acids. NCBI's taxonomy places the organism in Eukaryota, Metazoa, Chordata, Actinopteri, Anabantiformes, Osphronemidae. The record is from RefSeq and is a predicted model, not a curated record. Gene Ontology annotation, cellular component: cytoplasm. Gene Ontology annotation, molecular function: calcium ion binding.
UAAUUAUCUCCACCCUCGGCUCCUAACAAACAGGUGCGGCGCCAGAGCGCCUCACCUGUGCAGGACUCUAACCAGGCGCGCGCGCCUCACUCCGCUCCCGACUCCCGCGCCGCUCGCACCGCUCCGACCUCCGACCUCCGCCUCCGUCCAGCACGAUGCCGAGCCAGCUCGAGGGCGCCAUGGACGCGCUGAUCGCGGUCUUCUACAACUACUCCGGCAACGACGGGGACAAGUACAAGCUGAACAAGGGCGAGCUGAAGCAGCUCCUGAACAGCGAGCUCAACAGCUUCCUCACGUCUCAGAAGGACCCGCUGCUGGUGGAGAAGAUCAUGAACGACCUGGACUCGAACAAGGACAAUGAGGUGGACUUCAGUGAGUUUGUCGUGUUGGUGGCCGCGCUGACCGUCGCCUGCAACGAGUUUUUCCAGCAGAAAGAGCAGCAGAUGAAGUCCAAGUAGUGAAGCGGCUGUAAAUCCCCAUCUGUCGUCACAUUAAAUGACCCAGUGGCUGAGAGGUUAGCGACCACUGGCCGUUUAGGUGUAAAAGCUGUUUGAGAUCAAACCUGUAGUUACUGUAAUGUUGUAGUAAUGUUUAAGUUAUUUUCUUUUUCACUGCGUGUGUUUUGAGAAUUUACCUGUUCAACUAUUGAAAUAAUUGAAAUUAGUGGCACUUGCCCUUUAAAAAACACUUUGUCAUUCAAACAUUUAUCAUAAAACCCUUUUAUUAAACUAUUUUAAAUGUUAAUUUUUGUACAUUUAGUCUUUGAGGUGUUGUAAGAGCCUCACUGGCCACUUUAUUAGGUACACCUGCUUUGUUUAAUUCACAUAAAUCUUCCUCUCUCUCUUUGUUGGCAGUGGUUCAUAUUAGCUACUUUGAAUUGAACUGUUCAUAACAACAAAGUGGCCAGUGAAUGUCUAUGGGAACAUCUUCAUCUUCACACUUUGAGCUCUGUAACUAAUGAGAACAAUCGCAUUAUAAUGAACCAAAUAAACUGCACAUCUUCUGGAAACAAGAA